Messenger RNA from Rhodamnia argentea, 2196 nucleotides. RefSeq names its product trihelix transcription factor PTL-like. The transcript has 2 exons. Lineage: Eukaryota; Viridiplantae; Streptophyta; Magnoliopsida; Myrtales; Myrtaceae. The coding region runs from base 121 to 1590 and encodes 489 amino acids. The record is from RefSeq and is a predicted model, not a curated record.
CUCUCUCUCUCUCUCAUCUCUUUCUUCUCUCUCUCUCUCUCUCUCUCUCUCUCUCUCUACUUAGCUGAGUGAAGCUCCACUUUUCCUCUUUCCUUUUCGCUCUCUUCCCUCCUCGGCAAAAUGGAGAUGCAAGAUCACCACCAUCAGUACACCGCGGCAGAUUUGCGGCACCUCAUCAACGCCCGUCCGCCUCCACCGCCGCCGACGCACGUCCAGCCGAUCUCCCCGCGGGACCUGUUCUGCGGGGGCGGCGGCGGCCACCGGAACCAGCCGCAGCACUUGGAGUCGAUGAUGAUGGGUGGCGGCAGGCUUCACGAUAGCCAACGCCAAGGCCAUAGCCACAGCCACCACCACCGCCAGUUCGGCCUCGAUCAUUCCUCUCCCUCCUCGGCCGCCAUGGCUGGAGCGGCGGGGGGUUCAGAGAAUGAGAACGGCGGAAAUGGGAGGUGGCCGAGGCAGGAGACUCUCACCCUCCUUGAGAUCAGGUCGAGGCUCGACUCUAGGUUUAAGGAGGCCAACCAAAAGGGCCCUCUUUGGGACGAAGUUUCAAGGAUUCUGUCGGAAGAACAUGGGUACCAGCGGAGCGGCAAGAAAUGCAGGGAAAAAUUCGAGAACCUGUACAAGUAUUACAAGAAGACCAAAGAAGGAAAAGCCGGUAGACAGGACGGUAAGCACUACAGGUUCUUUCGUCAGCUCGAAGCUCUCUAUGGAGAGAACGCCAGUUCGAAUUCCAUCUGCCAAGCUCAAUCUCUUCCACACUCGCUCCACUUUCAUCCUCCACCCAACAUCGAUGACAUUAACCAGGAUGCAUCCCGACAUCAUCAUCCUCAUCAACUUCAGAGACCGUGUGAAAGUCUCAGCCUCUCCAAUUCCUCCGACUUCGGCACCUCUUCGUCAGAUGACGAUGAAGAGGAUGUUUCUGUGGAGAAGGGAAAGAAGGUAAGGAGAGGCAAGAGGGUUUGGAAGAUAAAGAUCAAGGAGUUCAUCGACUCGCAGAUGAGGAAGCUGGCGGAGAGGCAAGAAGCGUGGCUGGAGAAAAUGGUGAAGGCUCUCGAGGAGAAAGAGCGCGAGAGAGAACUGAGAGAGGAGGAGUGGAAGCAGCAAGAGAUGGCCCGGAUCGAGAGAGAGCGCAAGUUCUGGGAAAAAGAGAAGGCGUGGAUCGAAGCUCGUGAUGCCACUUUCAUGGAUGCGUUGCAGAAAUUGGCAGGGAGGGACCUGAAAUUUGUGCCGUCGCCUAGUCAGCUCUUGGCGGCAGCUGAACUCCAAACCCAUCAGAGCGAUGGCCUCACCAAAUCAAGUAAGGACAUCGAUAAUUUCAAGAAACGCAACGACAACUUGCGGUGGUGUCAUUACCCGUGCGGAAGCGAUGAAGUCAUGUACAACCAAGGAGGGGCAAAUUGUGAAAUAACUAAAGAGCAAGGACCGGAGAGUAUGACCCGAUCGGUUCAAAUGAACGACGGUUCGAGUUCGCCUUCCAAUUCCAACACCGGAAACGCAAUGCAGGAGAGCUGCUUCCGCUUCAUGAUGGUUGAGGGAGACAAUUUGUGGGAAAGCUAUGGCAUGAAGCUCACCAAGGGAGAUCAGAACUAGUAGAUCAUCGAUCAUCGUCAUUAGAGUGGGAGAAAUCGUUGUAGGACGACGGAUUUGACCGUGAUAGUGAGAUGGGAUUGGAUAGUUUUUAGCAAGAAACUGACCCGGAUGAUGGAUUAAUUGGCGACGGAUGGUUGAGGUUGAGAGGGAGAUGGACAUUCCCGACCGCUAUAACAAGAAUGGAGGUAUAUGUAUAUAUCUCUCUCUCUCUCUGAUGAUUUUAGUUCGAUAAUGAAGAUCUUCGAAAUGGGAGAUGCAGUUUGCUCAUAGAAGGCUAACAGGAUCAUUAUCAUUCCCGACAACGAAAGAUCUCUUUUCUUAAGAAGUAGGUAUUGUUCAUGGUGCUUUCUUUCCAUGCUAGUUGUGGUUCUGGAUGCGGAUCACUGUCUUAGAAAGGUUUGGUGUUCGUCUGCUAAAGAUCUCUAGUAUUUAGUUGGUCACAUGUUCUGGCUUUCAUGGCUUGCAACGUGCUUUGUCUGAUGUCCUAGCAAGUUAAUUUUGCUUUCUUGUCUUUCUCGUUCAAUUUGUAAUUCUUGAAAGCACUAGUUAUUACCAUCUUCGGACAGUCCAAUCGGCUUUUCAAUGUGUCACUGAACCCAGCUGCAA